CACUUGUUUAUAAGCUUCGCCAUAAACUAUAAGCUAUCAACAUAAGUUAGUAUUACCUAACAAACAUAAACACUAGAAAGUAGAAAGUGAGAUUGUUGGAAAAUGAUGAGAGUAAAAUGAAUAAAUAAAUAAAUAAUAUCAAACAGUUAAUACUGAUUUUUUUCACCUUUGCGAUCAGAAGUUCAGAACUCAACACUCUGAGAUCCAUUAUCAUUAGCUCUACAGACGCUAAUGUUUCUCCAUCUCAUACAACAGCGUUGAAUCGAUUGUCGGAUUUGAAGAAAACGAGAGCAGGCCAUGGCACCUCCAGCUCAAUCUCGUCGGAACCCAUCUCCUUCUCAGCCAUCGGGAGGGAAAUUGCGCUCAACAAGCCCACUAAUUGUUUCCAAAUUUGCAAAAAAGCAAGGAAAUUAUUCGUACCCAGUGGCUCUUCACUGUUCAUAAAGGGAGAGGUCACCGACCUCAAAAUGCAGCUCCGCCAGCUGGCGGGCAGCCGAGCUCCGGGCACAGAUGACACCAAACGAGACCUCUUCAAGAAGGUCAUCUCCUACAUGACCAUCGGGAUAGACGUGUCGUCUGUGUUUAGCGAGAUGGUCAUGUGCUCGGCCACUUCAGAUAUUGUCCUGAAAAAGAUGUGCUAUUUGUACGUGGGAAAUUACGCGAAGCACAAUCCCGACCUUGCUCUCCUCACCAUAAACUUCCUCCAGAGAGAUUGUAAGGACGAGGAUCCCAUGAUUCGAGGCCUGGCCCUGAGGAGCCUGUGCUCGCUUGGCGUGGCUAAUUUGGUGGAGUAUCUUGUGGGCCCGCUGGGAAACGGGCUGCGAGAUGGGAAUAGCUACGUGAGGAUGGUGGCUGCUGUUGGUGUGCUAAAGCUGUACCACAUUUCGGCCUCGACUUGCUUGGAUGCGGAUUUUCCGGACCUGCUUAAGCAUUUGAUGCUUACAGAUAAAGAUGCUAAGGUGGUCGCGAACUGUUUAACUUCUCUACAAGAGAUUUGGAGUCUGGAAGCAGCUACUUCCGAGGAGGCGGCAAAGGAGAGAGAAUCAUUGCUUAGCAAGUCUGUUAUUUAUUACUUUUUGAACAGGAUUAAGGAGUUCGGUGAAUGGGCACAAUGUAUUGUGUUAGAGCUGGUUUCUAAAUAUGUUCCUUCGGAUAGUGAUGAGAUCUUUGACAUCAUGAAUCUUCUUGAAGAUAGACUUCAACAUGCAAAUAGUGCAGUUGUCUUGGCCACUAUUAAGGUUUUUUUACAUAUGACCUUGUCCAUGACCGAUGUUCAUCAACAGGUUUAUGAGCGCAUUAAAGCUCCUCUCCUCACCUUGGUAAGCUCAGGAAGUCCAGAGCAGUCAUUUGCAGUCUUGAGCCACCUUCAUCUACUGGUGAUUCGUGCACCAUUUAUUUUCGCUUCGGACUACAAGCACUUCUACUGCCAGUAUAACGAACCAUUUUACGUCAAGAAACUGAAGCUUGACAUGCUCACUGCCGUGGCUAAUGAUAGCAAUACAUAUGAAAUUGGUAAGAUGAGUAUUUACUAUUUAUGCACUUCUUCCGUGAAACAAAGAAAUUAUCAACUUCCUAAUGCUCAAUCCUUCUGCUCCAAUCCAGUGACCGAGCUUUGUGAAUAUGUUGCGAAUGUCGAUAUUCCAAUGGCAAGAGAAUCUAUCCGAGCAGUUGGCAAAAUCGCGUUGCAACAGUAUGAUGUGAAUGCCAUUGUUGAUCGGCUGCUUCAGUUUCUGGAAAUGGAAAAGGACCAUGUGACUGCAGAAACUCUCGUUCUUGUCAAGGAUCUUCUAAGGAAAUAUCCUCAGUGGAGUCAGGAUUGCAUAGCAGUUGUAGGGAAUAUCAGCAGCAAAAAUAUUCAGGAGCCGAAAGCCAAGGCAGCUCUUAUUUGGAUGCUCGGGGAAUAUGCUCAGGAUAUGCAAGACAGUCCUUACAUUUUAGAGAGCCUUAUCGAGAACUGGGAUGAGGAACAUUCUGCAGAGGUCCGUUUGCAUCUCUUAACGUCAGUAAUGAAGUGUUUCUUGAGAAGGCCACCAGAGACUCAAAAGGCUCUGGGAGCAGCUCUUUCUGCUGGUCUUGCUGACUUUCAUCAGGAUGUUCGUGAUAGGGCUCUGUUCUACUACAGGCUUUUGCAGUAUGAUGUAUCUGUAGCCGAGCGCAUUGUAAAUCCUCCAAAACAAGCUGUUUCAGUUUUUGCAGACACACAGAGUAGCGAGAUUAAAGAUCGCAUUUUUGACGAGUUCAACACUCUAUCUGUAGUGUACCAAAAGCCAUCCUACAUGUUCACUGACAAGGAACACCGGGGCCCAUUUGCCUUCUCGGAUGGGCUCGUCAACAUGUCAAUCUCUGCUGAACCCGAUGACAGCAUGGCAAUAGCCCAAGGAGUCGAGGCAAACGAUAAAGACUUGCUUUUGAGCACUUCCGAGAAGGAAGAGAGUCUCGGUUAUGCCAACAAUGGUUCUGCAAAUGAUGGCCCUUCUUAUAAUAGUAAUCUUGCGGCAAAACCUGGUGGUGGUCUAAUGGACCUUGUGUCCCUGGACCAGCCAAUCACCGUAAGUCAGACAGGUGCCAGCCUGGCGAUUGACGAGCUUCUUGGUCUAGGGAUUUCGGGUGAUGGGCCUAAUCCGGGCCCACCGAGUUUGGUUCUUAGUGCUAAGGCUUCUGUGGAUCCGAAUGUUUUUCAGCAAAAGUGGCGCCAGCUGCCAGUUUCCAUAACCCUGGAUAUCUCGAUCGAUCCACGAGGAGUUGCAGCAAUGGCAAACCCACAGGCUCUUCCCCAACACAUGCAAACCUAUUACAUACACUGCAUAGCCUCCGGUGGCCAAUCCCCGAAUUUCAAGUUCUUUUUCUUUGCACAAAGAGCAGAGGACUCGUCGGCUUAUCUGGUCGAGUGUGUAAUCAACUCGUCUUCGUGUAAAGCGCAGCUAAAGGUCAAAGCUGAUGACCAGAGCACAACACAGGCUUUCUCGGACUUGUUUCAAUCGGCACUCUCCAAACUCACCAUGCCUUGAAGUAAACAAAUGAGAGCCUUUUGUAAAAUUUAAGUGAUUUUUCUUAGUGUGUGUGUGUAGUGUGUGUACAUUAGGAGUGGAGUGUGGAGAUUGCUCUUUAUGUUGUGUGUUUAAAUUGUUUUAAUGGCUGAGUUCAUUUUUGGUGACCUUUUGGAAAUUGAGAAAGACACUCUCUUGCAAGAGGAAUGGUUUACAUAACUCAAUCUCAUCUGUUUCUCUCCCAGUUUUUCCCAUAUAAAACCAGCGGUAACAGAAAAACUCUUAAAUACAAAAUGCGG
Molecule: messenger RNA, 3286 nt
Organism: Striga asiatica
Lineage: Eukaryota; Viridiplantae; Streptophyta; Magnoliopsida; Lamiales; Orobanchaceae
Source: the annotation of a GenBank genome assembly